AUAAUUGGACAUUCGAAUGUCGUACGGAAAUGAUACGGUAAAAUAUUUUAUUCAUUGAUCUCCAACCGAACAAUGAUAGAUCACAUGAGCGUAUAUUUUUCUCUAUCUAGACUCUCAAUGAAUAUUUCAGUAGGUCUUGCAGCGAAUUCGCGGUCAACGCGUCCGAGCAAGUUGUGAAUCUGUGAAAAAGAAUAGCACUACGCCGCGAAGAUAUAGGGUAAAUGAAAGAUCUAAUUAUGAUUCGGCAUCCGUCUUACAGUUUUGAGAGUUUAUUUGAUAUCUCGUGCAAAAUUUACAAACAUGUCUAUACUGUCGUUCAGCCAUACGCAUUUACACAUACCUCUGUAUAAGAUAUUCGAAAUGUAUGUGUGUGAUGCAUUAAUAUUUGCAUUCACGUUACGUUUGCAGUAUUAUAAUUAGUUGUCUAUCUUAUCCAUCGUUCGAUAAAGAUAUUUGUGAGUCUUCAAAUCCAUCGAACGAGUCUGUCAAUUUUAGAAAAUAGUGAAUACUUUAUUUACUACACGUGGACGUGACUGUCUGAAUCGCGGGUAAACUUUUUAAACUGAACGUAACGAAACAGUGGGAACUGUGGCGCAAAAAUUGACGAAAGUCGUAUCAAUGGAAUAACUAAAUUAGCAAUAACGGCGUGAAAAAAGAAUGAAUAAGUAUUCGGGAACAGCAAGAGACGUGUACUUGCGACAGAAUAGCCGCCGAUUGAAGAAGCGAUCAUUCGUCGCCGACAACUUUUUGUUCUCGGCAUAUUCGCUCUCUCACCGCCAUGUAACGUGAACGAGAAUAAGUAUUUUUUUGAAUAUUUUUCUUCUCGAAGAGGAAGAAAAAAAAAUGUCUAAACAUUAUUAAUUUUGCAUCUUCAACAAGCAUCGAAUACAGCGAGUAGCACGUCGGCCGACAUGUCAGAUGCAAACUUAGUCGCUGCUUUUGGAGGUUGACAAAUUUUAUGCGGUUAGUCUAUCGCGAUAAUUCCAAUUGCUACGGAUUAAUCAAACAUCAUUCUUUAUCUUGACAAAGCGCUACGCGAGCUUGCAUUAUGCGUGCGGGAAUUAUGGAUAGAAAAUAUGAAGAAUUUGGAAUCUGGCUAGACAUAGCCUGGCAGAGUCGUAUAUAUUUCAAGCCAUUCCUUGCAUUAAACUCAAUUCUUGCGUUGGCACCGGAAAGAUUGAAGAUUAAACUAUGCGCUGAAUGUAGUUUUUUCAACUCUACGUGAAAUUAAAAGCCAGAAAUAUUCCUAAAAUUGGUGAGCGUCGUACCGCGAUCGAGAAUUUACAGAGUCGCUGCCGCGUGAAAGGACGGAGGGUCUCUCUCCAUGGUCCGCGCUCCGGCAUAACUACGAUUUCGGGCAAAGUGGUGCUAUUACUGUUUACGAAUCUCGUAAGUGAAAUUCAGCUAGCACGAAGAAAACGACAGACUUGUGAAAAUGGGUGAGCAAAUCGAAUCUGCUGCGAACGCUGCUGUUGCUUCGGCAACCAGCAAAUCUGCCAGUCAGGCCAGUUCCGGAAAAGACAAGCAGGCAGCUUCGAAAUCGAAAAGAACUACUGCGAAGCCGACGCAUCCACGAACUGCGGAAAUGGUCAUCGCAGCCAUAACCAACCUAAAAGAACGUGGUGGCUCGUCGGUUCAGGCGAUUAAGAAAUACAUUGCGACGACGUACAAGCUCGACACGGAGAAGCACGCGCUAUUCAUCAAGAAAUACUUGAAAGCUGCUGUUGGCUCCGGUGCUCUCAUUCAAACCAAAGGAAAGGGCGCGUCCGGUUCUUUCAAGCUCCCGUCGGCCAAGUUGGAGAAUAAGAAAACUGAAACCAAACGGCCUCCUAAGAAGGCUCCAGCUACGAAAAAGACGGCGGUUGCAAAGAAGCCUGCUGCAGCGCGAAAGCCUGCCUCCCCGAAAAAAGCAGAGGCGGUGAAAAAAGCAGCUCCAGCCUCGAAGAAGGCAGUUGCCGAAAAGAAAGCUGUCCCUAAGAAAGCAGUAGCCGUCAGCAACGUUCCCAAGAAAGAAAAAGUAACGAAACCGAAGGACGUCAAAUCUGUAAAAGCAAAGUCUUCGCCAAAAGCGAAAAAAUCUGACAAAGCACCA
Messenger RNA from Cephus cinctus (wheat stem sawfly), 2092 nucleotides. RefSeq names its product histone H1. NCBI's taxonomy places the organism in Eukaryota, Metazoa, Arthropoda, Insecta, Hymenoptera, Cephidae. Gene Ontology annotation, biological process: chromosome condensation; negative regulation of DNA recombination; nucleosome assembly. The record is from RefSeq and is a predicted model, not a curated record. Gene Ontology annotation, molecular function: structural constituent of chromatin; double-stranded DNA binding; nucleosomal DNA binding. Gene Ontology annotation, cellular component: nucleus; nucleosome.